Molecule: messenger RNA, 1007 nt
Organism: Saprolegnia diclina VS20
Lineage: Eukaryota; Oomycota; Saprolegniomycetes; Saprolegniales; Saprolegniaceae
Exons: 1
Coding region: 107-862 (251 amino acids)
Source: RefSeq, a predicted model, not a curated record
AUGUUCGGCGCAGAGGCGUCCCGUCCGCCAGCCAAGUCACCGCGCCCAGCUGGCGCUCCCACCUGCCACAAUCCAACUCGCAGCAACUCACGCCAACUACAUACUGAUGCCGUCCAAGUACAAGACGCCCGAUGCGAUCGAGCGCCGGCGGCAGCAGAGCCGCAACAACCAGCGCCGGUACCGCGAAGAGACGCGGUCGUACCUCCAGUCGCUCCAAACCGACGUCCAGUCGCUACUCCACAGCACGUUUCGGCUGGAAGGCCAAGUCGACAUGAUGCGGCAGAACGCGCAGCGGCACUUUGCAAAAGACCUUGCGCGCGUCGAGUUGUACUGGCGCCUCUUCAUGCACGGGUACGUCGCCGCGCCCGACCAAGACGCUGCACUGCGCGACCUCAUGGCCGACGACGUUGCGCUGCGUGAAGCGACUGGACUUGACGCCGUCCUCGACCAGUGGCGGCAGUAUGCUGCUGCGUUCGCCUUCUUCCGCAAGGAGCCCCUUCGCAUGGAGGCGGUUGCGCUUGACAGCGACGAGCACCUCGUUCAUGUCGUGGGGACGGUCUCGCUCGGCUUGAACGAGAAUGCGAUUACGACCUUGUGGCCGCACUUGGGGAACAACGGCGACGAGAACCAUAUUCGCCACCGCCUCGUGGGCCAGACGCUCACGUGUCCGUGCACGCAGCUCCUCUACAUGGGUAGUACGAGCAGUGACGCCGGCGCCAAAGUCCGGCGCAUCGAGUUUGAAUGGGACGUUGCCGCCGGGCUCAUGGCGCUGCUGAACGACCUCGACGAUGUCGCGAUGGUCGUACACGACCGCCACCAGUGCGGCCUUGCGAGCUCGUUGCCGCUAGCGACGACGAGGUGACUCUAAAUGUAAUACAGGCGUCGACACCACGGGGGCGAGGCCGUUCCGGCGUCGGGGCGAGGUAGGAGGGUAGGAGGGUCCGCUACUAGAGUGUACUAGUAUUUGCGGCGAGUAUCGAUGAAUAGACCAAAUUGUUGUUGCGUGU